AUGUCUUCCCCAGCCGCCUCCUCUCCCGGAAGAUUUUUCAACUCGUCACAGCCGCCGUCCUCCAUCGGCCAGGCCAGAGCGGCGCACAGCUCGAAUCUUUUCAGCGACUUCAGCGAAACCAAUCAGCACAUCGAGGUGGAUGACGAUUCCCAGCCGAUCGAAGCGGUCAGAAGACGCAUGGUUGCAGUCCCCCGCGUGGUGGAUGUGACCGGUGAAAAGGUCCGCGAGUACUUUGAGCAGUUUAUUGAGGAGUACGUGGAUGCUGAAACGGCCCACGACAACUACGACGGGCGGCUCUAUGUGGCACAGAUUCACGCGAUGAAGGAAUACGAAAUGCUGACAAUGUAUAUUGACUACCAACACUUGUUGCAGAAGGAGAACGGGUCGUUGGCGACCGCCAUCUCGGACCUGUACUACCGUUUCUCCCCCUUUUUGAUCCAGGGAUUGCGCAGCUGCAUCAGACGCCACGCGCCGGACAUUUUGCUUGUGGCGUCGGCGCUUGAAGGCCGGGACGGGAUGGAAAGCACCACCAGCGGGUCCACCACGUCGUCGCAGAUGGAGUCCUACGAAAGAGUCUUCCAAAUUGCCUUCUACAACCUCCCUACAGUCAACCGAAUCCGAGACAUCAGAGCAGACAAGAUCGGCUCGUUAAUGUCGAUUUCCGGAACAGUUACCAGAACGUCGGAGGUGCGGCCCGAGUUGUACAAGGCUACGUUCCAAUGCGACCUUUGCAAAACCACGAUCGAAGGCGUUGAGCAGGUGUUCAAGUUCACAGAGCCAACAUCGUGCACGACCCCUGAUUGCGGGAACCAGGCCUUUUGGACGUUGCAGAUUCCAAAGUCACAGUUUUUGGAUUGGCAGAGGGUGAGGAUCCAGGAGAACCCGAACGAGAUUCCCACCGGGUCGAUGCCGAGAACCUUGGAUGUGAUCUUGCGAGGCGAUGCGGUGGAGAGAGCCAAGCCAGGCGACCGCUGUAAGUUCACAGGGACGGAAAUUGUCAUCCCAGACGUCUCGCAGUUAGGUUUGCCCGGGGUAAAGCCCACAUCGAUGCGUGACGGGCGGUCUGGUUCGGACCUAAACUCCGGCGUUUCCGGGUUGAAAAGCUUGGGGGUACGUGACUUGACGUACCGCAUCGCGUUCUUCGCGUGCCACGUGUCCUCGAUGAUCAACAAGGGCAACACCAUGGAGGAAGACACGCAGACGUCUUUCAAGACAGACGACGAUAAGGUGGACCAGGAGCUCUUCCUCCAGUCAUUGACCGAACAGGAGCUAGCCGACUUGAAGGAAAUGGUUAAGGAUGACCAUGUGUACAACAAGUUGGUGAGCUCGAUUUCGCCGGCGAUUUUCGGGCACGAGGUGGUCAAAAAGGGUGUGUUGUUGCAAAUGCUCGGGGGGGUGCACAAAAAAACCAUUGACGGGAUCAACUUGAGAGGAGACAUCAACAUCUGUAUCGUUGGAGACCCGUCUUGCGCCAAGUCGCAGUUCUUGAAGUACGUCUGUGGGUUCUCGCCCAGAGCGGUCUACACGUCUGGGAAGGCUUCCACGGCGGCUGGUUUGACGGCCGCAGUUGUCAGAGACGAGGAAAGCGGAGAGUUCACCAUCGAAGCUGGGGCGUUGAUGUUGGCAGACAACGGGAUCUGUGCGAUCGAUGAGUUUGACAAGAUGGACAUCACCGACCAGGUGGCGAUUCACGAAGCAAUGGAGCAGCAGACAAUUUCCAUCGCCAAGGCUGGGAUCCACGCCACUUUGAAUGCGCGUACCUCCAUUUUGGCGGCCGCCAACCCGAUCCACGGUCGCUACAACCGCAAGGUUGGGUUGCGGAGCAACUUGACGAUGACAGCACCGAUCAUGUCGCGUUUCGACUUGUUUUUUGUCAUUUUGGACGACUGCAACGAGCGUAUUGAUACCCAAUUGGCCAACCACAUCGUCGACUUGCACAUGCGCCGCGAUGCCGCGAUCAACCCACCGUACUCCUCCGAGCAGUUGAGUCGCUACAUCAACUACGCCAAGACAUUCAAGCCCAAGAUGACGAAAGAGGCCAGAAACUUCUUGGUUGAACGGUAUAAGGAGUUGAGGGCGGACGACGCCCAGGGUAUUGGCAGAAGUUCCUACCGCAUCACCGUCAGACAGUUGGAGUCGAUGAUCCGGUUGAGUGAGGCCAUCGCCAGAGCCAACUGUGCUGAGGAGAUUAACACGCUUUUUGUCGCUGAGGCGUACGACUUAUUGAGACAGUCCAUUAUCAGAGUCGACAAGGACGACGUGGAGGUGGAUGACGAUGACGACCAAGAUGCGACUGAGAAUACAGAUGAGCCCGUGGCUCCGGCUUCUCAGUCGCAGCCUGCCAGGGAAUCAAAGAAGAGCACCAUUUCUUACGAUACCUACAUUUCUAUGAUGAACAUGCUUGUCAGAAGGGUGAGUGAGGACGAUAACGCCGGAGGCGAGGGACUCACUGCGGAUGAAAUUAUCGAAUGGUUCUUGACCCAGAAGGAGGCAGAGAUUGAGACCGAAGAGGAAUACAAUAAGGAAAGAAAAUUGACAUUAAAGGUGUUGAAGCGCUUGGUCAAGGACAGAAUCUUGAUGCAGGUGUCGAUUGAGGACGAUGAGCAGCCAGAUCCACCGUUUGUGGAGGGCAGAACGCACCAGCCCGCCAUGUCCGAGAGAGUUGCCGCCAAGGUGGUGUACAUUUUGCACCCGAACUGCGCCAUUCUCGACUUUUUCGACCAGACCUCGGGCCAGACCCAAGAAACUGCCCAGGAGUAA
Messenger RNA from Babjeviella inositovora NRRL Y-12698, 2760 nucleotides. It is a transcript of the gene MCM6, whose product is annotated as MCM DNA helicase complex subunit. NCBI's taxonomy places the organism in Eukaryota, Fungi, Ascomycota, Pichiomycetes, Serinales. Gene Ontology annotation, biological process: DNA replication initiation; double-strand break repair via break-induced replication; mitotic DNA replication. Gene Ontology annotation, molecular function: single-stranded DNA binding; ATP binding; single-stranded 3'-5' DNA helicase activity. The transcript has a single exon. Gene Ontology annotation, cellular component: nucleus; MCM complex. Bases 1 to 2760 code for a protein of 919 amino acids. The record is from RefSeq and is a predicted model, not a curated record.